AUGUCUCACCCCUGCACUUCUGACUACCACUCGGACGUUGUUCGAGGUCCUAGAACUAAAAUCACUACGGCAACUAUCGAUAGUCCUGUGGCCCCUGAUUCUCAACACCCCACCCCUUUGAAACAAAACAACGUGUAUAAGGUGGAACCAAAAGUAUUAGAAGAACCCAACGUUGAACAGUCACGCCAAGACUUCGCAUUUCACCCUCAGGAUGCCCUUAGAUCGCGUAGGAAGAUGCUGGAUAUUUUGGAAACAUAUGGCUUAGAUGAAAGACAGCUACGCGACAUCAACGACGGUUAUGGAUACUGUGGUAUCGAUCGCUUCCUAAAUGAGCCUAACAACUCGGUUUUGACCCGGACUCAACCCGGAUUCUACAAUGGUGAUCCCGCCGGUCUCCUGCCUCGAGACACAACGAUUGCAAAGCCUCCUUAUAGCAACCUAUCAUCAUGGGUAGAGAUUCCACUGAGCCCAAGGUAG
Molecule: messenger RNA, 477 nt
Organism: Morchella sextelata
Lineage: Eukaryota; Fungi; Ascomycota; Pezizomycetes; Pezizales; Morchellaceae
Exons: 2
Coding region: 1-477 (158 amino acids)
Source: RefSeq, a predicted model, not a curated record